Molecule: messenger RNA, 1152 nt
Organism: Condylostylus longicornis
Lineage: Eukaryota; Metazoa; Arthropoda; Insecta; Diptera; Dolichopodidae
Exons: 1
Coding region: 234-1016 (260 amino acids)
Biological process (GO): vacuolar proton-transporting V-type ATPase complex assembly
Cellular component (GO): endomembrane system
Source: RefSeq, a predicted model, not a curated record
AAAUAUAAUAUCACAUGAUUUUAUUUUGAAAAUUUUUAUUAAGGUUUGAACGCGAUUUGCGCAAAAAGUGUUCUGAGAGAAUAAAUAUUGGAUUAUCCGAUUUUGACUUUUCUUUAUAGCAUUAGUGUUUUAAAAAAAAAAUAGAAAUUCACAAGAAUUCUUAGUGACAAAAUUACAUAUUAUAAUAUUUUGCUAUUAUUAUUGGUGUGAUAUUUUUUGUUUCCUUCUACAAAAUGACUACUGCAAAAAUUUCAGAUUGGGGCGUCAAAAUAUUGUUAUCUAAAGCAGAUGAAAAAUAUGUAAAAGAAUUGCAAUUGAAAUCUGAGUUGGAUUUUGAAAAUAAACAAAGACCAGUAUUUACGAGUGAAGAUAAAAGUAUUCUUUCAAAAUUGAAUGCAAUUGAAUUCAAUUUAAGCAAUUGUUCAGCUCCUCUAUCUGCAACGUCAAAUAGUGAUCAAAGCAAAGUUUCAAAUACUAAAAAUAGCAAUAUUACUUUAGAUUUAAAUAGGAUAAUCUCACUGUAUCACAAAUUCCACAGCAAAGAUGAAACGCUUAACCAACAACAUUGUUUUCACGAUAUAUUAGGUGCAUCAAAGCUUAUAAUUCCCAAAAAUGAAAUUAUUCCCAGAAACCCUCAGUUAGAGGAGCGUUGUAAAAAGUUACGUAUGGAACAAGAGAAUGUGGAGUAUGCGAACAUGACAAAAAAUGUAGAUUCUGCAAGGAAGUCUCUUCCAGAAGAUACAAUUUCUUACCAAAUAAAAUCUCUGAAUAAGCAGUUAAUUGCUAUAUUUCAAUUUAUCGUGUCUGUUGUAACUGGAUUUGCUUUUGGAUUCAUUGGUUUAGAACUGAUUUUUGGUGGUAUGGAAUUCGGAUUUAGAUUAUUACUAGGAAUUAUUUGUGCGCUGACUAUCGCCCUCGCAGAAAUAUAUUUUCUGGCAAAAAAAUUAAGUGAAUAUGAUGAAUUUAUUGAUUCACCCAAACACGCUUAUAUUACACCUUCUAAGAAAAACAAUUAAAGUUAAAUAUAUUAUAUAAUCUUAUAAAAUAUUUGUUAAUUUAUGUAAGUUAAAAAUAAAAACAAAAUAAUGCAUAAUAGUCAUUUUAUUUUUUACAAAUUAUCCUUUAUUCAAUUUUGUGUUACAGUUGUUUCAU